Messenger RNA from Rotaria sp. Silwood1, 2502 nucleotides. Lineage: Eukaryota; Metazoa; Rotifera; Eurotatoria; Philodinida; Philodinidae. The record is from the annotation of a GenBank genome assembly.
AUGUUACACAGAAUUUUGUCAAAUUUAAUAUUAUUGAUAUCAUUAACUUUAUCAUCAUCAUCAUCAUCAUCGAUGCUAUGGAAAUCAAUUUCACGUCGACAAAAUGAAUUUCCAUUAUGUAAUCCUAUUGAAGGUUUUGAAUGUUUAUGUUCAUAUUCUCGUUUAUCAUGUCGAACUAAUCAUGGUUUUUCAUUACCAUUAAUUAUAUCAGACGAUGAAAAAAAUAAAUAUGAAUCAAUUGAAUUGAUUAUAUCAACAGAAGAUGAAGUUCAAGUUAAUGAUCGAACAUUUGAAUCAAUAAAGCAAUUAUUAAAAACUGAAGAAAAUCAUUUGGAAUUUAUAAUUAAAUUUGAAAAAUUCAGUGAACUCCGUUUAUCAUCCCCUGGUUUAUUUAAUAAUAUAUUUCCUGAUAAUCUAUCUCUUUAUUCACAAAAACAUAUUACAUUUCAUAUCAUUAAUCAUGAAAUACCGCAAAAUGAAAAUAUAAAUUUAUUUGAAAAUUUAAAUGUUGAUGGAUUAGAAAUUUAUUCGUAUUAUCCAUUUCAUAGUACAUUUCAACAAUUAUUUAAUGGAUCAAAUAUAAAGGAUUUACGUCUAGCUGGUGCUGGUAUUCGUUCAGAUUUAUCUCAAAAAUUCACAGGAAAUAUUGUACGUUUAGAAUUAAUUAAACAAGCUAAGUCUUUAUCAAUAAAAACAUUUCCUCUUUAUCCGGUACAUGAAUAUAUUGCAAGUGCUUUUUAUCUGACUGAAUUUAAUGCUGAAAAUCAGCCAAAUUAUGCUAAUUUAGUUGAAUUACGUAUUCAUAGUCAAGAAUUGAUUCCAGCUAGAGCUUUCCAACAAUAUCCUAAUAUUCAAAUGUUAUCAAUAAAAACUGAUAAAUAUAUUGAUGUAGAUGCUUUAGAUGGUUUAAACAAGUUGGAAAAAUUAUCUAUUAUGGAACCCAAUCCAUCAUUAGCCGUUUUAAACAAGGCAACAACUGUUAAAGAAUAUGAAACAAAUAUUGAAAAAUUAGAUGAAGAUUCUCAAUGUAAAUUAGUUGAUAAAGUUUCUAAUGGAGAAAUUUUCGUUCGAGCUCUACGAAAUGGAAAUGAAUGUAAUUGUAUGAUUGCUUACUUAUAUAUUGUUGUAGGACAAAGUUUAUGUGACAUAGAUAAUUGCGAAUAUUCAACAUGUUCUGCUAUAAGAAAUAAUUAUGAUUCAUCUUUACGUGCGUUUAAAAUGCCACCAUCUAUUUUUCGUGCUGAUGGAACAAAUAUCCUAGACGAAAGGCGAAUAAAUAUCUACACGAAACCAUAUAAAAUACCUGAAAAUGACAGAAAAAAAUAUGAUAAAGCUAUGAAGCAAUAUUUACUAACAACAGAUUCUACACAAAAAUUAUCGGAGUACGAACCAGAUGAAACUAAUCAACAAACAGCAACAAAAACUGAGCCACAUCAAGAUGAUAAUCGUAAUGAUGAUGAACUAAAUAGGGUCGAUCAAGAUAAAGAUAAAGAUAAUGAAAAUGAACAAACAAAUCCACCACUAUCAAAUGAAUUAGUUUCAUCUAUUGAUCAACAAGCAGAAAUCAAGUCAUCAAAAAAACAAAUGAAUGGACCAGUUAUUUUACUUUUAGUUGUAUUUAUUAUUGUUAUCAUUACUAUUAUUAUUAUUAUUUUGGCCAGUUUUAUUUUUAAUCGAGAACAUGCCGAUCUUAAUCGUAAAUUAAGAACGGACUACCCUGAAGUGUCUCAAAAUGUCGUGCGCCUUGUCAUUAUUUUUCUUUCUCAACAUAAUUCAGCAGCAACAAUGGUUAAAGCCCUUCAUUGGACUCGACCACAUGAAUUUCAAGGUGAAGUGACAAAAAAAGAUUUUGUUCUAGUGGAAGAAGAACUCUCCGAAGAUCUCAAAGACGGAGAAGUACUUUGUGAAGCUGUCUAUCUCUCGGUUGAUCCGUAUAUGCGAGUAAUUAAGUCGCGUAAUGGUGAAUUUCCUGUCGGUACACUUGUGAAAUCAUAUAGCGGAUGGCGAACUCAUUUUUUAUCAAAAGACGGCAAAGAUCUUGAAGUAAUUCCAUUCGAUUUGGGGUCUCUUUCACCAUCUAUUACACUUAAUGUGCUUGGCAUGCCGGGAAUGACGGCCUAUUUUGGUCUUCGUUUAUGUGAACCAAAACCGGGGGAAGUAUGCGUUGUCAAUGGAGCUGCUGGGGCAGUUGGAGCAAUCACGGGUCAAUUAGCUAAACUUAAAGGCUUAAAAGUGAUUGGUUUUGCUGGUACCGAUGAAAAAUGUCAAUGGUUAACUAAGGAACUCAAUUUUGAUUAUGCUUUCAAUUAUAAAAAAAUAUCGAUUGCCGACGCAUUGAAGAAAUCAGCUCCUAAUGGAGUUGAUGUUUUCUUCGACAACAACAAAAUUAAAUACAAAGAGACGGUAUAUGAUGGAUUCAAAACAAUGCCUGAAGCAUUUAUAGGUCUCUUUCAAGGUAGCAAUACAGGCAAAGCUGUUGUUAAAGCAAGCAAUUAUCCAUAA